UGCGGAGCUAUAGGGGUCUGGAGAGGGUAUGGGGUCCCUGGGAUGGACCCUGGAGAUUGGGGGUUAUAGGGGCGGGGCCUGGAGAGGCUAUGGGGUGCCUGGGAUGAAGCCUCGUGUUUGGGGGCGAUGGGGGAAGGGCCUGGAGAGGACAUGGGGUCCCCGGGGUGGAGUCUGGGGACUGGGGAGUUUUAGAAGUUGGGCCUGCAGAGCUAAGGGCGUUGGAGGCUGGACCUGGAGAGUACAUGGGACCCCUACGGUGUAGCCUGAGAAUUUAGGGAGCUGGUGACUGCCCUCAUGUGUGACUUGCGGCGGCCAGCGGCAGGUGGGAUGAUGGACUUGGCCUACGUCUGUGAGUGGGAGAAAUGGUCCAAGAGCAGCCACUGCCCGUCGGUGCCCCUGGCCUGCGCCUGGUCCUGCCGAAAUCUCAUCGCCUUCACCAUGGACCUGCGCAGUGAUGACCAGGACCUGACCCGCAUGAUCCACAUCCUGGACACGGAGCACCCCUGGGACCUGCACUCCAUCCCCUCAGAGCACCACGAGGCCAUCACCUGCCUGGAGUGGGACCAGUCAGGCUCCCGGCUCCUGUCAGCAGACGCCGACGGGCAGAUCAAGUGCUGGAGCAUGGCGGACCACCUGGCUAAUAGCUGGGAGAGCUCGGUGGGCAGCCUAGUGGAGGGGGACCCCAUCGUGGCCCUGUCCUGGCUGCACAACGGUGUGAAGCUGGCCCUGCACGUGGAGAAGUCAGGCGCCUCCAGCUUCGGGGAGAAGUUCUCCCGGGUCAAGUUCUCACCGUCGCUCACGCUGUUCGGCGGCAAGCCCAUGGAGGGCUGGAUCGCGGUGACGGUCAGCGGCCUGGUCACCGUGUCCUUGCUGAAGCCCAGCGGGCAAGUGCUGACGUCCACCGAGAGCCUGUGCCGGCUGCGCGGCCGUGUGGCCCUGGCCGACAUCGCCUUCACGGGCGGCGGCAACAUCGUGGUGGCCACGGCGGACGGCAGCAGCACGUCGCCCGUGCAGUUCUACAAGGUGUGCGUGAGCGUGGUGAGCGAGAAGUGCCGUAUCGACACGGAGAUCCUGCCCUCCCUGUUCAUGCGCUGCACCACCGACCUCAACCGCAAGGACAAGUUCCCCGCCAUCACCCACCUCAAGUUCCUGGCCCGGGACAUGUCGGAGCAGGUGCUUUUGUGCGCAUCCAGCCAGACCAGCAGCAUCGUGGAGUGCUGGUCCCUGCGCAAGGAGGGCCUCCCCGUGAACAACAUCUUCCAGCAGAUCUCCCCCGUGGUUGGCGACAAACAGCCCACGAUUCUCAAAUGGCGGAUCCUGUCGGCCACCAACGAUCUGGACCGUGUGUCGGCCGUGGCACUGCCCAAGCUGCCCAUCUCGCUCACCAACACCGACCUCAAGGUGGCCAGCGACACACAGUUCUACCCUGGCCUCGGGCUGGCCUUGGCCUUCCAUGACGGCAGCGUCCACAUCGUGCACCGGCUCUCACUGCAGACCAUGGCCGUCUUCUACAGCUCCGCGGCCCCGAGGCCCGUGGACGAGCCGGCCGUCAAGCGCCUCCGCAGCGCGGGCCCCGCCGUCCACUUUAAGGCCAUGCAGCUCUCCUGGACCUCCCUGGCUCUGGUGGGCAUUGACAGCCAGGGGAAGCUGAGCAUGCUCCGCCUCUCACCCUCCAUGGGCCACCCGCUGGAGGUAGGGCUGGCGCUGCGGCACCUGCUCUUCCUGCUGGAGUACUGCAUGGUGACUGGUUACGAUUGGUGGGACAUCCUGCUGCACGUGCAGCCCAGCAUGGUGCAGAGCCUGGUGGAGAAGCUGCACGAGGAGUACACGCGCCAGACCGCCGCCCUGCAGCAGGUCCUCUCCACCCGGAUCCUGGCCAUGAAGGCCUCGCUCUGCAAGCUGUCACCUUGCACGGUCACCCGCGUGUGCGACUACCACACCAAGCUCUUCCUCAUCGCCAUCAGCUCCACCCUGAAGUCGCUGCUGCGCCCGCACUUCCUCAACACGCCCGACAAGAGCCCCGGCGACCGGCUGACCGAGAUCUGCGCCAAGAUCACCGACGUCGACAUUGACAAGGUCAUGAUCAACCUCAAGACGGAGGAAUUUGUCCUGGACAUGAACACACUGCAGGCGCUGCAGCAACUCUUGCAGUGGGUGGGCGACUUCGUGCUGUACCUGCUGGCCAGCCUACCCAACCAGCAGGGCUCCCUGCUGAGGCCGGGCCACAGCUUCCUGCGGGACGGCACCUCGCUGGGCAUGCUUCGGGAAUUGAUGGUGGUCAUCCGCAUCUGGGGCCUUCUGAAGCCCAGCUGCCUGCCCGUGUACACGGCCACCUCAGAUACCCAGGACAGCAUGUCCCUGCUCUUCCGCCUGCUCACCAAGCUCUGGAUCUGCUGUCGCGAUGAGGGCCCAGCGAGCGAGCCAGACGAGGCGCUGGUGGACGAGUGCUGCCUGCUGCCCAGCCAGCUGCUUAUCCCCAGCCUGGACUGGCUGCCCGCCAGCGACGGCCUGGUCAGCCGCCUGCAGCCCAAGCAGCCCCUUCGUCUGCAAUUCGGCCGGGCGCCCACACUGCCUGGCAGUGCUGCCACCCUGCAGCUCGACGGCCUCGCCAGGGCCCCAGGCCAGCCCAAGAUCGACCACCUGCGGAGGCUGCACCUUGGCGCCUGCCCCACGGAGGAAUGCAAGGCCUGCACCAGGUGCGGCUGUGUCACCAUGCUCAAGUCGCCCAACAGGACCACGGCGGUGAAGCAGUGGGAGCAGCGCUGGAUCAAGAACUGCCUGUGCGGUGGGCUCUGGUGGCGGGUGCCCCUCAGCUACCCUUGAGCCCCCCGUGAGCCCCCCUGAGCCCGGCUGCUGCGCUGGAUCAACCCUCAGCCGCCCCUGAGCCCGGCUGCCGCGAGAGCCACUGCUUGCCCUGGACGCUCCUCGGCACGGUUAACCUCAGCCCGCCCUGCAGGGCUGUUGAAGGCCGUGGGCCGGACGCCUGCAUGACCAACAGAGCUGCUGAAGAAGUCCCUGCCUUUGUCCAGCUGGGCCCGCGGUCCACACACCGCCCUCCCACGACCCCCAGAUCCCUGGACCAUCCGCAUCCAGAGGACCGUCCAUGACGGCCGGGGGUCCAGGCGGACCUUGCAGUGACCCGGCUCGGGCGUCUGCCUCGGUUUCCUUGCCUCACCCGUAGAAAGCGCUGAACCUGGACAAGCUGUGGCUGGGAAGGGCAGGUCCAAUAAACGCCCUCUGCGCCCAGG
This is a messenger RNA of Nomascus leucogenys (northern white-cheeked gibbon), 3248 nucleotides long. It is a transcript of the gene MED16, whose product is annotated as mediator complex subunit 16. The coding region runs from base 295 to 2823 and encodes 842 amino acids. The record is from RefSeq and is a predicted model, not a curated record. Gene Ontology annotation, biological process: positive regulation of DNA-templated transcription. Gene Ontology annotation, molecular function: protein binding. Gene Ontology annotation, cellular component: mediator complex. Lineage: Eukaryota; Metazoa; Chordata; Mammalia; Primates; Hylobatidae. The transcript is spliced from 15 exons.